GGUGCGUAACCAAGUGCAACGUUGUGUCGCUACAACGGCGCGGACAAUGUGUGUGCGUGUGUGUGGGGAUAAACGUUAUUGAAAAGUUACCAACAACAACAACAAAAAUAUUUAGUUUAUGUCCAAAGCGUAUAUUAGUAUUGAGAAAUCGUAGAAAAAAUUCAAAUUCGGUCGAACUUUGUGCAAAAGAGAAUGUGAAAAUGUGAAUUUAUACGCGUUGCCUGCGCUAAAACGCCUAAAAGUAGACCAGCUCUAGCUCUAGUGAAAAAUUGUGAUCGUAAUUGGAAACGUGUAUUCAACGAAAGGGAAAAUUUGCGAAAAUCGCAACGGUAAAGGUGAUGAAAAGUGAAAUUUUGAAAGCAAAGCGAAAUUAUUGUGUAAUGACAUUGAGCGUGGCGAGGCGAGUGGCAAGCGAGUCACGACGACGACGACGACUACAACGGCAACAAAAGCGACAACGAUAAGCUGAAACAUAACGGUGCGCACUGGAGUAGGAGCAGCAGGUCGGCGGCAAGGCAAGAAAGUAUCACAUGGAACUUCAACAGCACAUAGUAUAUACCGUUAUGCACACGUAAAACAACAACAACACGAGCAGCAGCAGCUGGCGAUAUGCUGCUGCAACAGAACAAGCGAUAAUUGAAAUGAAAGUGUGCGCAAAGCAAAAAGGAUUACGGUACAUUUCCAUUAAAAUACGAAAAGUGCGUGUGUGUGUGUGUGUGCUAAAGCGCUUACAUGUGCCUGCGACACAAAAGCGAAAAGCGUGUAGAAAUACAAAGUGAAAAAGUGAAUAAAAAAUUGCAGGAAAACUAUAAAUAAAGGCAAAGCGAGCGUUGAGUAAAUGAAUUUUCAUUGCUGCGCCGAAAUGUAUGCUACAAAAAGCGUGUAAAUGCUAAAGUGUCUGGCAAUUGUGCACUUUUUCAUUGUUAAACUUCAUAGGAAGUUAAAAUACAUUUGCGCAACAAAUGACAAACAAUAAAAAUUACAACAACAACAACAGCAACAGUGUAAAAGUGUAAGCGUUUAAUUGAAAAGUGUGAGUUGGCAUUGUCGUGAGAAAAACCAACGAAACGAAAGGGAAAAUGUGUCGCUUUUAUGCUUUUGAAGUGAAACGGAAGCCAUAAAAUGACAAACGAAAACGAAAAAAAGAAUUGAAGAUAAGGUAGAGCUUGGCAAAGCAAGCUAUAAAUGCCAUAAACCUCAACAGAUGUAAAACAAACAAAAAGUGCAACAAACAUGCUUUGCCGUUUUCAAAAAUUGUUAAUUUUAAAUCUGUUUUAGGCAAGCACUGCAGCAGCCACAUGCGUUAAUAACACCAAAAUGUGCCAGCACGCAGGCGCAACAGUAGAAUUUGAUUUAAAGAAAGUCGCUUAAAAGUGCUUAUACCCCGGCUAAGAUACACUUUCAAACUCAGUUGUCUUGCUGACUGACUGCUGACUACUGCAGCAUACAUUAAGGCGCGCGUCUGUGUUAAAAUUUUGAGAAAAUAAACUCUUGCGUAAUUUAUCAUUCUUUAUUGCCAACCCGCUGCGUGCGCUAAAAUGUAUUUCUUUUCGUUUUUCGGCAAUUCGUUUUAUUGUUGUUGUUAUUAAUGUUAUUAUUGCCAACAUCAGCAAAGACGCGUAGACAGCUCGGCAGCAGUUAAAACUGAAACUGCUGUUUGCUAUGCGCUGCUUUUGUCAGCGGUCGCUGUUGUUGUUGCAGCCGUCGUCGUUGCCGUCGCCUACUUGCCACACGACGCCUAAUUGUAUUUUAACUCUAAAUGUCGUGUAUUUGUUUAAUAUGAAAAGUCGUUUUAUUGUUGUUGUUACUGUUAUGGUGGAGUGCGUUAACGUGUUAAAUUUUUUGUUGUUGUAAUCUCCCUGACUGCUGUCACACUCGCGACGCUUUUGUUGUUGAAUUAGGUACGCAAACAACGCAAGCAAAAUGCCUGGCGGACGUCGAGGACUUGUUGCACCGCAGAACACAUUCCUGGAGAACAUCAUACGGCGCUCGAAUUCACAACCGGACAGUUCGUUUCUUUUGGCCAACGCACAGAUUGUGGAUUUUCCGAUUGUUUAUUGCAAUGAGUCCUUUUGCAAGAUUAGCGGCUAUAACCGUGCUGAAGUCAUGCAGAAGUCGUGCAGAUGCGGCUUCAUGUAUGGCGAGCUAACAGACAAGGAAACGGUUGCGCGGCUGGAGUUCACAUUGGAGAAUCAGCAGCAAGAUCAGUUCGAAAUUUUACUCUACAAAAAGAACAAUGCUCAAUGUGGCUGCACGAUGUCGAAGUAUGGAAAGUCGCAACCAAGUACAAAACGCCCGGUUGACUCAAAGCUGCAGCAGCUAAUAAAAAAUGGCAAAUUAGAAACUCCGCUAUGGCUGCUGUUGCAGGUAGCGCCCAUACGCAACGAAAGGGAUUUGGUUGUGUUAUUUCUGCUAACAUUCCGGGACAUUACGGCACUGAAGCAGCCGAUCGACAGCGAGGACACAAAGGGUGUUUUAGGUUUAUCGAAAUUCGCCAAACUGGCGCGUUCGGUGACACGAAGCCGUCAAUUCAGCGCACAUCUGCCAACACUAAAGGAUCCAACGAAGCAAUCCAAUCUGGCGCAUAUGAUGUCACUCAGCGCCGAUAUUAUGCCACAAUACAGACAAGAAGCGCCUAAGACGCCGCCACACAUUCUUUUGCAUUAUUGUGCAUUUAAAGCAAUUUGGGAUUGGGUGAUAUUAUGUUUAACAUUUUAUACCGCCAUUAUGGUGCCAUACAAUGUAGCUUUUAAAAACAAAACAUCAGAAGACGUUUCAUUACUCGUCGUUGAUUCCAUUGUAGAUGUUAUAUUCUUUAUAGAUAUUGUUUUAAAUUUCCACACAACAUUCGUGGGGCCCGGCGGCGAGGUCGUCAGCGACCCCAAAGUGAUACGCAUGAACUACCUAAAGUCCUGGUUCAUCAUCGAUCUGCUCAGCUGCCUGCCAUACGACGUCUUCAACGCUUUCGAUCGCGAUGAGGACGGCAUUGGCUCGCUCUUCAGUGCCCUAAAAGUGGUGCGCCUGCUGCGACUGGGGCGCGUGGUGCGCAAGCUAGACCGCUAUCUGGAAUAUGGCGCCGCCAUGCUCAUACUGCUGCUCUGUUUCUACAUGCUGGUGGCGCAUUGGCUGGCCUGCAUCUGGUACUCGAUCGGCCGCAGCGAUGCCGACAAUGGAAUACAGUACAGUUGGCUGUGGAAGCUGGCAAACGUGACGCAAUCGCCAUACUCGUACAUCUGGAGCAACGACACCGGACCGGAACUGAUAAAUGGUCCGUCGCGCAAGAGUAUGUAUGUGACGGCGCUGUACUUCACCAUGACAUGCAUGACUUCGGUGGGGUUCGGCAAUGUGGCCGCCGAGACGGACAACGAGAAGGUGUUCACCAUCUGCAUGAUGAUUAUUGCAGCGCUGCUGUACGCGACGAUAUUCGGUCACGUGACGACCAUCAUCCAACAGAUGACCUCAGCGACGGCGAAGUACCACGACAUGUUGAAUAAUGUGCGCGAGUUCAUGAAGUUGCACGAGGUGCCGAAGGCGCUCAGCGAACGCGUCAUGGAUUAUGUGGUCUCCACGUGGGCCAUGACCAAAGGCUUGGACACCGAAAAGGUACUAAACUAUUGUCCGAAAGAUAUGAAGGCUGACAUUUGUGUUCAUCUAAAUCGCAAAGUAUUUAACGAGCAUCCAGCAUUUCGUCUUGCCUCGGAUGGUUGUCUGCGCGCGCUAGCCAUGCACUUCAUGAUGUCGCACUCGGCGCCGGGCGAUCUGCUCUACCAUACCGGUGAGAGCAUCGACAGUUUGUGUUUCAUAGUGACCGGCAGUUUGGAGGUGAUACAGGACGAUGAAGUUGUGGCAAUAUUGGGUAAGGGCGACGUCUUCGGCGAUCAAUUCUGGAAGGAUUCGGCCGUUGGCCAGAGCGCUGCCAAUGUGCGCGCCCUAACCUAUUGUGAUUUGCAUGCCAUCAAGCGUGAUAAAUUGCUCGAAGUCCUCGAUUUCUAUUCGGCAUUUGCGAAUAGUUUUGCACGCAAUCUGGUGCUCACCUACAAUUUAAGACAUCGACUGAUUUUUCGCAAGGUGGCCGAUGUGAAGCGCGAGAAAGAAUUGGCCGAACGGCGUAAAAACGAACCUCAAUUGCCUCAAAAUCAAGACCAUCUGGUGCGUAAGAUAUUCUCGAAAUUCCGUCGUACGCCGCAGGUCCAAACUGGCUCCAAAGAGGUUGUCUCCGGCCAAAGUGAUGUGGAGAAGGGCGACGGUGACGCGGAUCGCACCAAGAAGUUGCCUGCUAAAUUAACCCUCACAGAGGACUCACGCAUCCUAACAACAGCUGCCGCACCCUCUCCAACGCCAUCACCCUCGCCCUCAUCGGGUCCACCAUCUGCGCGUAGUACGCGUGCUAGUAAAUGGGGGCGCCUUUUGGGCAGUUCAAGUGUCGAUUCGGCUAGCGAUACAAGUGCCAAGGUAGCAGUUUCGAGAAGUUUGAGCGCCCGCGAAAGUCUGCGUGAGAGCACUGCCCAAGCGCGGCAGAGCAGUACUUCGAGUAGUAAUGGUGGACAAGGCAAUAAAAGCGCCGAGUCCUUAGAGACGAGCUUACAAAUUAUCGAGUUGAGGGACCCGCUGACAACCGCAGCUGUGGCGGCAGCAGCUGCAAAGCGCGUCAAGAGUUUGGAAUCGCUGACUACCGCAACUGCGACUACUUCGUGGGUGGAACGCAAAUGGCGACGCAUACGCAUACUGGAUGUUUUUCCUAAAGCUCCUAAACUACAGGCCAGUCAAGCGGCGCUCGCGCGCCAGGAUACAAUCGACGAGGGCGGUGAAAUUGACGCCUCGCCUCCUAGUCGCGACACGCGGCUAGUUGGGGAAAGUGGCUCGGCAGCAGCAGCAGCGGCGGCUGCACUGGCAGCUAAAGAGCGCAACCUUGCAUUGGAGCGUGAAAGGCAAAUCGAAAUGGCUUCGUCACGCGCCACCACAUCGGACACUUACGACACAGGUUUACGCGAACAGCCACCCACAAUGGCGCAACGCGAUUUGAUCGCAACCAUGUUGGAUUUAAAAGUCGAUGUCCGUCUGGAAAUGCAGCGCAUGCAGCAGCGCAUCGGACGCAUUGAGGACUUAUUAGGCGAGCUGAUGAAACGUUUACCAGCACAGGAAUCUUCGGGUCAAACAACGCCAGCUGAUGAGCUCGGACCCGGUAGUGGCGGUGGUAGCGCGCCUGGUGCGGCCGGUAGCACGGUACUGACCACACGCAUUGGUGUGGUCGAUGGCGGCGGUGGCGGCACACACUCGACCGCGGUUACGCCAGCUGCGGACACUGUGAUAACAAUUUCAACGGUGCCGCCCACGCCACCCAUUAGCACAAGCGCCGCCUCGGGUGUAGUGGUACAGAUCGGCGGUAUAGGUGGUGGCGGCGCAGGAGGCGUUGGUGUGCCUACAACUACGACGUCCGCAACCGUGGCGGUAGGCGCAGGCUCCACGCCCAUUCCACAAACACUCAGCCUGCUUAGCCCAGCACAGAUGGGGUCAGCGGCGACACAAGGCGGCAAUGGACUGGGACCGCUAAUGCUGAAAAAACGGCGUUCGAAGAGCAGGAAGGCACCAGCGCCUCCCAAGCAGCCAUCACAUGUGCAGAGUCCAGAACAGCAGCGUUUGCUGGAAGAGGAACCCAUUGUGACGCCCACGACGGUAGUGCCGGUGACGGCGCCAACAGUAACAACGCCAACAACAGCCACAUCGAGCAGCGCAGCCACAUCGCCCACAACGGCCGGACCGUCGUCCCUGGGCGGAGGUGGCAACACCAGCGGCACAUCCAGCGGCAGCGGCAGUGGCGGUGGUGGACGCACCAAACGUGAAUUUCUCUAGCCCAAGAUAUUGGUGCGUCAUCAAUCGGACACUGGCAGCAGCUUCGAGCAAUAAAACGGCGAAGAAAGCAGACUGCGCAAGACGAUGGCGUACAGCUGAAGGAAGCUGCGGAAGGCUUCAUGUUCAUUUUAGGCUGCUGCGGCUUUUGCUGGACUAAGUUUUAGCAUAACUUAACUUAAGAUGUAUAAAUUAAUGUUUUUCAGUAAUUAAAUUUUCUGUCAACUAGAGUAUAGAAGCUUUCGAAAGCUUAAAAUUUAGCGCGCUAAAUUGCGAACUGCGACACGCAAAGCAUUUUGAAGCGUCAAGCAGAAAAAUAUUUGUGAUAACCAACCAGAUAUUAAUACUAUGAAAAUUAUAAAAACAAAAACAAGCUAUAAAAAUUAUAUGUCACCUAGUUAAAAGCAAAAACAAGACCAGUUAUAAGCCGCUUAGAAAAUUUGUAAAUUUAUUUGUAAAUAUGUAUGUAUUACAAAGCGAGUCCAAAUGCUCGCCUGUUGAAGCUGUGUAGAUAUAUAAUAUGCAUAAAUAGAUUAUACAUGCCAGACAAAGGCGAAGACGCGGAGGCAGAGGCCAAAACGUCUCGCAGUACAGUCAUAAAUAACUAUAGAUUAAUUAUAGAUAAUUAACGACGACAGCAGAAAUACUUCGCUUGCUGAAGCUCCUUGCCUUUUUGAGGAAUUGAAUACCCACUAAUUUGCAAAAAAAAAAACAAACAAACUUUAUCUUCAACAAAGCUCGAUUUCAUUUUUCUACUGCUACUUGGCUGUGUAAUUUUUCCGAACCACUUUUUUAUGCUUUCGUGGCAAUAUUUUAUUUCAGCUAAUAUAAUUUUGUGGGCACGAGGUAAACUUUGCAAGCUCGAAACAUCGCAAUACAAAGACUAUAGUAAACUUUGAGUUUAAAGCGCUCAACAGCAGCCUAACUUUUUUAAUCUAGUUUGAUACACAUUCUCUAUUAAAAACAAUACAAGGACAUUUUGUAAAAUGUACAAGGCGUAGGCCCACAUAAUAAACUUCAAACAUCGAAAACAGUCAUUGAAAGCUUUUGAAAAGCUCACAAUGCAAUUACAAAAAGUUUAGGCUUUGCGAGCUUUUGGAAAAAUACUAAGAACGGUAGACAAAUGUCAGAUUUUUCGCUUAUGGAAAUACAGCAACAUAUAAAGUGUUAAUAUCACGCAAAAAGCUCCUUAAGGCUUUCUACAAGAAAACUAAGAAUUGUUAUUUGCCGAUUCUAGCCCUCACUGUACUCAAUUUUGUUGUUUCAUUUCGUUCAAUUUAAGUACUCCACUUUGCGGUUAUCCCGCUAGCUUGACUAUGUAGUCCUUCAUUUAAGCGCAGCCGAUCUUCGUCGGCAAAUUAAGCGUUCACAAUGUUGCCAUAUGUUAUUUUUUCAUCUCAGUUUUAAGAACGAGAAUAUUGCAUAAUUAACUGCCACACAAACUAAAGCGAACGUUUUAAGAGAACGCAAAAUUACAAGCAGAGAAAAUACAAUUUAAUGAAUAUAAAUACAAAUACAAAAUAUGCAAACUUUGUACUACAGUUUUCAUUUAGAAACCCGUCCUACAAAUGGAGAACACACAGAAUCAAACUGAGAACAAAUUUAAGCAAACAAAAACAACAAAGACAACGGUACUGAUUAUUAAGUAAAUAAAAUAUUAAUGUUGAAAGUUAUUUACAAACAAAGCAAAUAGGAAAACAAAAACAACUACAACAAAAAUUAAGCAAUAAAUGCAAAACUAAUGCUCCAUUAAAAUAACUUAAGUAAUUAUAGUAAUAAUAAACUAAAUUAAGUUCUACACAAGCAGAGCAGAAAACACAAUUAAAAUACAAUAUUUAACCGUUAAAGAAAAUGAACAACAACCAAACGACAAUCGAAUUACAAAAGCAAAAUAAAGUAAUAAUUUUUCUCAACUUUACUGUAAAUACUUAGAGGUGGCAACACGCCAUUUUUGUAUAUACAAGUGCAUAUACCCACAAACGAAGUUGGUUCAAAAAGAGGUGACUUUCAAGUGACAGCAUUCGAGCUACAGAGGGAUUAAAAGCUUUUCCUGAAAUUGGAUUUACUCAAAGUAUUCAGAACAGACGCGUCAGUUUACCAGUAAAAGAUGACUGUAAGAGGCAAAUAUUGAUUUGUCAGAAGAUCUAGUAGCCUGACGAUAUCAAUGGAGAAAUGCGAAGAAAUUUGGAACAAAGAACAUCCAUAUAUGUAUAUAAUGCGGUUGUCUGCAGUUCUGAAUACUGAACCUCAAAUUCUCUAACACAGAAGAUACAGAAAACUCUUUAAGGGGCUUUACCAGUGUAACCCAUGAAAAAUUAAACGAUUUUUGUAAAUUUUUUUAACAGAAAGUACUCGAUUGAAUAUUUCGAAGUUUUUUGCACAUAAUGAGAUAUAUUCUCAGCUAAAUUUUAAAAUUUUUGUUUUUACAAAAAUAUUGAAAAGCAACGGAGUUAUAUGCUGUCUUUUGAGAUGCCAAAUUAAAGUUCCCCAACUGCUGACAUGAUUCUGGCCUAAUGAGUUACUGAAACAAAAAAUCAAAAAAAGUUAUUAAAGUUUAAGGUAUUUCCCAUAUAAUGACCUAUGAUUUCUAAAAAAUAUCAAAAAUUAACAAAACGGCAUAUUUCUGAAAAAAAUUUCGAUUUUUAGGUAAAAAAAUUGUAUUUUUUUUAAUGCCAAAUUGACAAUUUUCAACCAAUCAAGAAGAUCGUAGGAAUUGUAUAGUAAAUACAUUCAAGAAUACUUAGUUUCAAAUUGAAGUCGAUAAGUCAAUUUCUCGUUGAGUUAUGAUGUCAGCAAUUUGGAAAAAUGUCGUUUCGAGAAAAACGCGUUUGAAGUUUCAGCUAUCCGAUUGAUUACUGCGAGCGGUCGCUUUUAGAACGCUGCCAUUCAAAAACUAUUCAAGAUACGACCUUGCCGAUUUCACAGGAUAUUUUUGAAAACGAAGAAAAAUAAUCCAUUUUAUAAGACAGUCACCUUUCUUUGGCCACAUAGCACACCUGCGUCUAAUUGCCCCAAACAAAAACAAAUGCUGUAAUAGAACACGCGCUUGCAAUGUAAAUAUAGGAGAACAAGGGUUUGAAAAUUAGUUUUUGGUGCCUCGCAUAGCAUGGCAUAGCAUAAUAAAUACCAAAUACUUGCAUAAUUAUAUAUGUGAUAUUGUUAAGACGUGACGAAAAUUGUGCGCGAGAGUAUAGCAAGUAAAUUGAAGCAUGUAUUUGAGGUUAUAAAUAGUUAAAUGCAAAAGUUUUUCAUUUAAUUCAUGAAAUUAAGUUACCAACUUCACUUGUAAACAAUUUGUAGCUUCUUCACAUAGGCACAUAAACAACAACAUUUUGUUUUAGCAAAAUUUCUAGCUUACAAAAAUCUGUGGCAUGCAAGCCAGCGCCUUAGAUUGUGCUGCACUUGGUUGAUUGCCUAAAGCGGUUUCAAAGCAGAAAUACUCGUAGAACAUUGAGUUCGAAUAUCUCAAAGUGCUCAUAUUUUAAAGAUAUCUCUUAGGACAACUGCAUACAACUACACACUCACAUAUAUACAUACACAUAGGUCGCUGAGGUCUAAUAGAGCAAUAAGUAAACAAAGUUAGGUAAAUUAUAAAAAAAAUGUUGUUCGAUGGUUGUUUUAUAUUAUUAGAAGUUAAGGCGGCGCGGCAUAUUUCUUUGAGUACCUUUAAUAAUAACUAAUUAAUUGUAAGUUGUUGAAAAAAUUCACGUUUAGAUAUAACUAGAGGCUAAAUUUGUUAAACGUCUCUGUUACUGUACACAAAUUUGUAUAAGUCCAAGAAGAAAGUUAGAAAAUUUUGACAUUCAUGUUUGACUUGACAUUGACUUAAGAGGUUUUAGCAUUUUUUAAUUAAAAUUAUAUGCGGUUGGGAACACCAGCUACAUUUUUAAAUAGUGUUUUUAUACCCUGAUUAAGAUUGCCACGAAGUUUGCAACACACAGAGGGAGACGUGGUAGACCCUAUAAUGUGCACGGUUAAUGGAGAUGUCCGCUUAAUAGAGUGCUCGUUUAAUAGAGCUUUCACUGUAUUUUUUAUUUAUGACUGAUUUCCAACAUCCUAUCUUCUAAGUUGGUUCGAACUGGACAUAGUGUGCUAAAUUUUCCUAAAAUCGUUGCAGUAGUUUAGGAGUCCAUCGCGGACAAACAACGUGACACGUAAUUUUUGUAUUUAAAGAUGAAUGAUCAAUGUGUCAAGAUAUCGCUUAGUUUUUGAGAUAACGAUCUAAAAUUUUACAACCGUUCUUUUCUCACUAAGAAGCUGUUCUUUUAUCGGAACAGCUGAUAUCGGACCACUAUAUAAUAUAGCUGCCAUACAAACUUAACAAUCGGUAUCAAGUACUUGUUUGGAAAGCUUUUUCAUUCAAAGAGAUAUUUUCACGAAAUUUAGCUUGGGUUCUUGCUUUAAACAAUGAUGCGAUCUUCGUAAAGUUUUCAGAUCGGAUCGCUAUUGCACUAGACCAAAGUUCUCUUAAUGAUACUUUUACAUUUGUGAAGGGUAUUAUUGCUUUCAACUUUUUUCUUGUGUAACACAACUUUAAGUCUAUACUUAAAUAAAGAGGGAUAUGCUUAUGAGCCAACGGUCGACUCGUAAACCUACUAGUGAGGCAUGUUUAACAAAUCAGUUGCGUAGGAUCAGAGGCGGAUCUAGAGUAGAAUUUUCGGAGGGAACUACAUAAUUUUGUACUUGCAACUCAAAGUCCCUUUCUUCGCGGAGUGUCACUUAUGAUGGAAAUAAUGUAUAACUCUUAUCUUGAUGCCCCUACGCAGGAUUCUUCGCUAUGUUAUGUAACGUCUGUUAACGGCUUUAAUGUUGUGAUUUAUUUCUGAUAGUAUAUUUGACGUCUUCGGGGUAUAUUUUUCUGGGUUUUAAGUCAAGUUCAGUCAAGAUUUGUGCAACUAAUUUACGUUUUGGCAAGAUAUCUUUAUUAGAGCAUUACAAAUUCAUACACAUAGUGCAAAAUAUGUACCAAAAUACUAACUAACAUACCAACUAACAACAAUUUAAGUGAUUUUUGAAUAAUCUGCGAGAAUUUCGUUACCUGAGUAUAGUCAACACUGUGCUAAUUUGUUACUAAUUUUUUAAUAAAGAAAUAUAUCUAUAUAUAAAUUGUUACAGAAGUGUUUACCCCCAACUAGGUUAGGCAGGUGGUUGCGCUACCAAGCUGGCGUGAUAACGCACUUAGACUGUUACAUACAUAUGUACAGUUUUUUGUGCAGCCAGAUUGAAACUACUGUAGUUGGAUAUCAGUUAUCGACUAAGCGCCUUGAGCCUAUCACAAAUCUGCUUGGGUGUUUUCUUUCAAAACCUUACUAACCCCAAAUAGGUUCUUGGAAAGUAUAUAUUUACUCACACUACAUAAAUAUAUUUAUACAAACGACAAGCAAUUCCAAUAUGGUAUUAAAUACAUACAUACACACAUCUAAUUUAAAAUAUUUAGUCUAAAUUAUUUGUAGUUGUAAAUUGAAAAUUAUACUCAAAAAAAUAUAUAAUAGGAAAUAAUGCAAAACUGAAUUAAAUGUUAUUAAAAAUAUCACAAACUUUUUGUUAAUUAAAAAAAAUGUAAAUAAAACCUCUGUAAAUACAUAAUUGUAUAAUACCGAAGGAAGUCAGGCAGUAAGCAGGGCGCUUGCUAAAACCGUUAGUUGCUUAAAACCAUGUAAAAACAAUGCAAAGUAAUUUAUAGAUUACAUACAUAUAAGUAUAUAAGCUAAAAUAUUUAUAAAUACUAAAAACGCUUAACAAAUUCGUCAACUACGCGCGCAUACGAAACUAGAAAAACGCUAGAAGAAGUGUAAAGAGGCAAAAACUAAAACUGAAACUAAAAUUACGAGCAGACUAAGUAAAGCUUAUAGCAGUAACUAGUAAGAGAAAUAUUCGAAUAUUUAGACAUAAGCGAAUUUGCGUUACAUACACAUACAUACAUAUGUAUGUAUGUAUGUAUGUACGUUUUUCUGUUCGAAAGUUUUCCUUGCAAAGCCUUAAAUUUGAAAAAUAUGCAAAAAUUGUGCAAUUAAUUCAAUUUAUUUACUUGUACACACGUGUAUUUAGGAAUUGUUUCCGCGCGAAAUGAAAAACAAAACUAAAAUGUAAAUAACAGUAAGUUAGCAGCCAUCACGUGACGUAAACAAACGAAAUUUUCAAGCAAAUGCUGCGUGUAAUUGCAAAGCUGAAGGGCAACUCGCACGGUAACGUCUCGAAAAUGCUUUGCAACAUUAACUAGAACGUAAAAAAUAAGAAUUCUUAGAAGAAUACAAAGAAAAUUUAGAGAAAUACCAAAAAAUACGCUUUUAUACGCCAUUAACACUAUACAAAUAUCAAUUAUUUUUUAAUGAAACCAAAUCUCACGCAAGCAAUGCCGAACUUCACCGCGCAUUAACGGUAACGCACUGUAAACCGUUAGUUUGCGUAUAUGUAUAGCAUAGGAAUGAGAAGCGAACGAGUUGAAAAGUUUUCUUUGAAAUAUUAGCCAACAAAAAGUAGUAGAAAAUUCCUAAACACACCAGAAAUGCAUUGAAGAACUAGACAAUUUUUACUAAAACACCGCAAAAGCUCGCUACACACUCACCACUAAUUAAAGGCAUAAGUCAGAAGAAUGUCAGAAACAAAAACGCAUGCUUAAUGAAGAAAAUCUAGAAAAUAUAUUAAUAAAGCAAAUACAUACAUACAUAAAGACACAUUUAACGGAAUAACUAAGAUAUUAUAUAAAUUUUACAACUCAAAAUAAUGCAAUAAAAUUUAAAAAAAUAUGGAAGAAAA
This is a messenger RNA of Bactrocera neohumeralis, 12603 nucleotides long. RefSeq names its product potassium voltage-gated channel protein eag (gene eag). The record is from RefSeq and is a predicted model, not a curated record. The transcript is spliced from 18 exons. Gene Ontology annotation, molecular function: voltage-gated potassium channel activity. NCBI's taxonomy places the organism in Eukaryota, Metazoa, Arthropoda, Insecta, Diptera, Tephritidae. Gene Ontology annotation, cellular component: membrane. Bases 1924 to 5850 code for a protein of 1308 amino acids. Gene Ontology annotation, biological process: regulation of membrane potential; potassium ion transmembrane transport.